Molecule: messenger RNA, 1137 nt
Organism: Cylas formicarius (sweet potato weevil)
Lineage: Eukaryota; Metazoa; Arthropoda; Insecta; Coleoptera; Brentidae
Product: 2-aminoethanethiol dioxygenase
Exons: 1
Coding region: 177-905 (242 amino acids)
Cellular component (GO): mitochondrion
Molecular function (GO): oxidoreductase activity, acting on single donors with incorporation of molecular oxygen, incorporation of two atoms of oxygen
Source: RefSeq, a predicted model, not a curated record
AAUCUCUAUUAUUCAUGGUAGUUAACCUCUUACUUGCCAAUGUAGUUUGUCAUUUAUUCAGGAGUUAUUUGGGAAUAUUUGUAAAGGCGUGAUAUUAUGUAUCUAAGAUCUAGUUGUCGCCUUCGUUCCUUCUUCACAGUAGUUAGUAGAAAUAGUAGCAUUUAAAGCAAUUCAUUAUGACAAACCACUUGCUAACAGUAUUGAAACAAGCCAUAACAACCUUUACAAGUAAAAAUGAUGCUUUCUGUGCAAAUUUACAGAUUCUUUUAACGCUUUUGGAUAAAAUUAACGUCGAACAUGUUAAUUUGUUGCCACAAUUCAUGACUGAUCAGUUAUGGAAUCAGCCAGGCAAAGCACCUGUUACCUGUAUAGAGAUUUAUGAAGAUGAAAAUGUUUCCAUGGGUAUAUUCAUUCUAAAACCAGAUGGAAAAUUGCCUCUUCAUAAUCACCCUGAUAUGCAUGGCCUUAUUAAGGUAAUUGCAGGAAAAGUUAAAAUUACAAGUUAUUCAAUAAAUACAGAAAAAACUAAAGAAGUUGACCUAAGAAGCUUUGGUGAUGGCUCCACUCCGAUUCGACCCUUAAGCAGAAGCAAUAUUUUGACAGCCGAAUUAGUUUCGGUGUCGAUAGCUAGCACAAAAAGUGCACCAUGUGUUCUGGAACCACAUCAUAAGAAUUUACAUGAAAUACAAAGUUUGGAAGGACCAGCAGCUUUUUUGGAUAUACUUGCCCCACCCUAUGAUUCCCCAAUUGUCAAUAACACCCAAAGACAAUGUUCCUAUUUCACCAAGCUCAGUCAGGUAACACCCGGCAUUUUUCGAUUGAAGGAAAUAAGAUCUCCAAGCUGGUAUUGGACGGACUCUUGCCCUUACACUGGUCCACCAAUUGACAGAGAUGUCAAAAUAUAAUUUUUUUUGCCAAAUUUUUUAAAUAUUUCUUUUUGUUGUCUUUACCUGUGAGUACUUUUUUAAACUUUUGCCUUAGUUGCAACACUUAAAUUUGUCUUCUAGUUUCAAACCCAUUGACAUUUAAAAAAAAAAUCAGUUAUCCAUCUCUUAAGUGUUAACAUAGAUCACAACUUUGUUCUAUUUUUGUUGAAUAGAGAAAUUAACUUUUUUAAAAAUAAACGUGAGAAGUAAU